Messenger RNA from Pedinophyceae sp. YPF-701, 588 nucleotides. The record is from the annotation of a GenBank genome assembly. NCBI's taxonomy places the organism in Eukaryota, Viridiplantae, Chlorophyta, Pedinophyceae.
AUGCUCGCGACGGAGGGCGUCCCGGAGGACAUGUACCCCAACCCGAACUUCGUCAAGGCCACCCUCGCCGCCUUCCCGGAGAAGGCUGUUGCCACAAUCGAGGAGUCUAGGGCUCUGUGGGAGCAGGGUGGGUACUACAUCCUGGACGUUCGGUCGGACUUUGCGUACGACCAGGGCAAGGUCAAGGGCGAGCGCGUGGUCCACGUGCCGCGCAACCUGUGCAAGACCCGCUGGGACUCGGCGACCAAGUCGCGCGCGUACGACUACACCCCCGUUGCGGACUGGAAGGACAAGGUCUCCAAGGCGAUCCCCGACAAGAAGGCGAAGAUCCUGGUGAUGUGCGCGGACGGGCGCACGAACGCGAUCGACGCGCUCGAGGACCUCGACGCGCUCGGCUACUCGUGCAUCGUGGGCAUGAAGGGCGGCUACGGCGCGUACUCGUUUGUGUUUGACAACAAGGGCGCGCGCCGCGUGCACGGAGAGUACAAGGAGAACUACUCGCACGGCGCGGACACCGCGGGCAUCCACGCGUCGGGCGCCGGGUUCGCGAAGAUGGACCCGAAGGAGGCCGUGCUCAUCAUCCACUAA